Molecule: messenger RNA, 516 nt
Organism: Eimeria maxima
Lineage: Eukaryota; Apicomplexa; Conoidasida; Eucoccidiorida; Eimeriidae
Exons: 1
Coding region: 1-516 (171 amino acids)
Biological process (GO): proteasome assembly
Source: RefSeq, a predicted model, not a curated record
AUGGAUAUUGCUGCAUCUGUUGCUGCGGCCUCUGCUGCUGCAUGCGGCAUUGGUGGUUUACAGCAAGUAGCAUCAUUAGAAAGAGAGGUAUUGAAUACAUCUCUUCAUGACGGUUUCUCUUCUUCCCCAGCAACAGCAGCAGCAGCAGCAGCAUCAUCAUCAUCAUUAACAGCAGCAGCAGCAGCAUCAGCAGCUCCUCCCCCUAAUAGUAUUCCUCCUCAUCCUUUAGAGAUUCAACAGAAACGUUAUCUACAUGAAUUAGAGAAGGAGGAAUUCUCUCGUGCUGCUGCUGCCUUUGGCUACCAUUCAGUAUUAAGACUAAAGACAGAAAGAGAGUUGUGCGCAAUGACACAAAGAUUGCCAGGAAUUUCUUCUUCUUUUUUAGGUGUACAUACAGUUAUGGCUAUUGAUGAUCAAUUAUUAACUGAAGAAAUAUUCAAUAAAGAUAAAAUACACGAAGAAGGAGGACCUCUUCUUGGUGUACAUGAACGUAUAGAGAGGGCUAUGGGUAUUUAA